Molecule: messenger RNA, 2288 nt
Organism: Geodia barretti
Lineage: Eukaryota; Metazoa; Porifera; Demospongiae; Tetractinellida; Geodiidae
Source: the annotation of a GenBank genome assembly
UUUUGAGAGUUGAUCAUUGUACUAGUUAGGAAUAGCCAAAAUUUAUUCGAGUUUCGUUCUUUAUUUGCAUGCACCUCUAUUUUUCCAUUAUUAUUGCUGUUAAAAAAACAUGCAUGAACUAUAAUAUUGAUUAGAUGUUCGUGUUGCUUUGUGGAAGUGUAUAAUUAUGUUAAUUCUUGUAAAGAUGGCAUUUUGCGACAAAGAAGUUGGAGCAGUUGUUACGCAUGCGCGAGAGAUGUAUUAUGCAUCGUCAGCAAAGCUCCGCCUGCUGUGGUUGCGACGCGGAGUAGCGAAGUCUCGGGAUGGAGCUGCACGUUAUGAACGGAGGAUGUGCGAAAUUCGACGGCCGGCGGAGAGCGAGAUGCGGAGGGGGAGUUCCAACGAGACGAGACGGACGGAGAUCCGUCACUUGCGCUGGGUGCCGCUCUCGCGCGUUCUGCAGCCCUCGGCGAUGAGAACAGGUCUUCAGCACUGCUAGGGAAUGAACGGAAGAAGAGAAGUUGCCGUUCGAAGACGCUGCACCGCCUCACACAGCGGAAGAUUUCCCUGCUGGUCAUACUGCUGCCGCUGGGGAAGACGAGAAAGAUGAAGUGGAGUAUUACUGCGGAGCCGGGCCUUGGCACCCCGCAUGGCUGCAGCGACUUCGUGACGCCAGAGUCUUUACGUUUCUCUCUGUCUUUUCUCUACUGUGGAGGGAGCCCUCGUCUCAGGACUGACCGCAGUGUUCUGUCGACAAUCGAGCGUCGCUAUAGACUCACCAGCACACAGACCGGAGCCCUCGCCAGCAUGACCGACAUCGCCGUGGUAACCUCCGUCAUCUUCAUCAGUUACUUUGGUGGGCGUGGCCACAAACCUCGUUGGCUGGGGGUGGCCCUUAUCGUCGAAGCAAUCGGAGCGUUUGUCUUUUCUCUUCCUCAGUUUCUCUUUUGCCAAUACGCCGCCUACUUCUUCUUCAUGAUGGGUAAUAUCCUAAUCGGGGUGGGGGCUGCCCCCGCCUUUUCACAAUCGGGACCGUCGUACAUUGACGAAAUCGUUCACCCAAAUGGCGAGGUUCGAGAGCUGCGCGAGAGAGAAAUGGCGCUGAGAGGUAGGACGGUGGUGAGGAGGAGAAGGGCGGAGGAUCGAUGGAACGUGGUGCGGGAGUUUCCCCGAGAAUUGAAAAGGAUUGCCAUGAAUCCGAGCUGGUUGUUUGUGACGCUGGGUCUGGGACUGGCGUCUGUCACCAUUUCAGGGUUUGCCUCGUUCGGAGUCAAGUACGUUGAGAACCAGUUUGGCCUUACAACUUCUGAGGCCAGCAUCAUCACUGGAGCUAGGAAUAAGCAGAGUUCGGAGGGAGCCAUCCCAACGGCAGGGGCUGGUGUCAUUACGAGUGGGCUGCUCAUCUAUUUCUUCAAGAUACGAGGUCGGAAGUUGCCACUAAUGGGCCUUGUCACAUGUUCCCUGGCAGUUCUCACUGUGUUUGGAUUUCUCAUUCACUGCCCCACCCCCGAGCUGGCCGGAGUCAUCGUUCCUUAUCCUGAUGGAUCUGACGGGGCAUCAGACACUACUUCCCUGGCAGCAAGUUGCACCGCCUCCUGCAACUGCACCUCCCUCGUGUUUGACCCAGUCUGUGGUGCCGACAACAUCGUCUACUUCACUCCCUGUCACGCCGGAUGUCCUCCCGCCAACAACGCAGCUCUCCACGACCUCACCUCACCUCCUCCCCUCCUGAUUACUAACAGCUCGACCAGCGAGGGGCUCUGUAAUGAGGACUGCACGUGGCAACUGCAGCUCUACCUCGUCAUAUCUGCCUUCACUCUCUUCUUCGUGUUCAUGUUGCAGAUACCUAAUAUCACCAUCACAAUCAGGUGUGUGGCAGAAGACCAGAGAACACUGGCUCUUGGUCUCCAGUCCUCCAUCAUCCGCCUCAUCGGCUUUGUUCCUGGUCCGAUCCUGUUUGGAGUCGUCUUCGACUCCGCCUGCCUAUUCUGGCAGAGAGACUGCGGUCGCCGUGGCAACUGCUGGGUCUACGACAACGCGACACUGAGUGUUCGAGCCGUCGUCCUGGCGAUACUGGCCAUGAUGUGCUACAUUGUGUUCAUCAUACUCUGCUGGCUGUUUUAUCCCAAGAGCCAGCCGUCGUCGCUAACGACUACUAAUGAAGGGGCGAGGGGGACAAGAGAGAGAAUGGGAGAGUUCAUUGCUACACGUUGUAUAGCAAGUGUCAGAAUACUUUGGAGGAAAGAUUAGUAGUCCAGAAAUUUUAGAUGUGUUGUCAUGUGUGUUUGUGUGCCCUUGAAAUUUGUCAA